This is a messenger RNA of Brassica napus (rape), 6433 nucleotides long. Its product is annotated as putative glycerol-3-phosphate transporter 2. The record is from RefSeq and is a predicted model, not a curated record. Lineage: Eukaryota; Viridiplantae; Streptophyta; Magnoliopsida; Brassicales; Brassicaceae. The transcript is spliced from 6 exons. Gene Ontology annotation, biological process: phosphate ion homeostasis; transmembrane transport. Gene Ontology annotation, cellular component: membrane. Gene Ontology annotation, molecular function: transmembrane transporter activity. The coding region runs from base 1636 to 3150 and encodes 504 amino acids.
UCUGGUAGUUAGGUAUAUAAAGUUAUGUAAAUAGAUAGAAAGUCUCUGCUUUGCUUUUUUUGGAAAUCAGCUUUUUUGACUGCUACACUGUGUAAGAAAAUCAUCCUUGGAUUUCGUUUCCAUUUCCUUUUGUGGAAGACUUGAGACUUUCUGUCCAUUGACAUGACUUUAUUUACGUAGCAGCGGGAAGUUAACAUGUUUAGCACCCUUUGCUAAAUAGGGCACAAAUCCUUUUAGGUUACACUGUUACAGUUAUGAACAGAUUUGCCAAUGUGUAGUAACUUGUAAGCUUAUGUGGGUAAUCUUAUUCUAUUUGCUGCAAUCUUAAGACAUUCGCCGGCAAUUUUUCCUCAUAUGCUAUCCUUCCCUCAGUCAAGCUAUUGCUUUCCGAGGACGGCACAGUUUGUAAAUUGAUACUUGCAACUAGAUAACAUACCUUUGCACCUUAUCCCUCACAAGGGCUGAAGAAGUUUCUGAUGCCUUCCUCAACUUUGGUGGAAACAUUCAGACACCCAACUGUCUAAGGUCGAAUUUUACAAAUUUACAAGAAACGUAUUUAGAUUUCAAUGUGUAGAACGAUAACUCAUAUUUAACAGACAGCCAAUCUCUAAAGUGAACACAUCAAUUAGAAUAUUGAUUUACAUAAUUGUUCAAGUCUCUAACAAGUCCAUGCCAAUAGUAGUGGAGACUCUGGUUUGCAAAUUGCAACUGGUGAAUGCAAAUAAGUAAAUGCCUGAAAUAUACAGGUAAUACCCUAAUACAAAUUCAAACAAUCAGAUAUGUAAUGAUGCUAUCAGAGGAACUGAAAAUGUAUAGCCUCAUACCUAGCUCAAAAUUGCUCUCAGAAUCUUAGACAACUUACACAAGAUUGUCACCAAAAAUGAAUAUCGUUGUUACAGUUCAUUCUUGCAAAUAGUCAUUUAGUAUAAUUAAAUGAUUUAUUAACUAAGAGAAAGAAGCAUUAUAAUAUAUGCUUAAUUUGUAGACAGGCAACUUCUGUCAUCUUCCUAUGAUCUAGAGAAAAAUGAAUAUGGACACUAAAAUGAAGCAUUAUUCCAAAGAAUGUUACUACUAUUAGUUUAUAGUUUCUGUAGAUAAACUAAACAAUUAGUGAGUUGAAUUUUUCGGUGAACAAACGAUCCAUUUGAUGUUCUUACGUGCGUGCACAAAACCACAGACCUGAAUGCCGACUUACGAAUUCACAUAAACUAUUAUUAGAUAAUUCCGCAUUUGUGUUGUUGAUAUCACUAUAUGAUAUCGUCUUCCGUGUGUAGUAUAGUUUACUUCGCGUACAUUUGGUGAAAUUUAUUCUAGAAAAUUAGAGUCCAGUGAAGCAAAAGGCUUAGUCAAAAAUGGAAAAAAAAAAUACACAGCAAAGGGGCAAAACAAAGGUAUUCAAGAUGAGCUAGUUCACCUUCUUUAAGUAGUGGUUCUUCCCCUCACAGCUUCUCCAUCCAUUGAAGUGGUGGAGAACGGGGAGUGAGAGAGAAUCCCUCCACAUUCUCCAAUAUUUUUCUGUAUGUUGCUCUGCUUGAUUUUAUAUAUACUGAGGUUUCUUGGCAUACAAGUAAUAGAUUUGAUCACAAAGAGACCAUAAACUCAUGUUUUGUUCUGCUUUCAGGAGUUACUAAGGAGAUGGCGUCCUGGACUUCAUCCCAAUUCCUGUAUGAAGAAACCAAGCCAUGCGGUAUCCAGUUCCUGGAACGUUUCAAGCGUUCAGGAAGACUCUCCUUCAAGCAAUACCAAGCCCUAGUCUUCACCUUAACCUUCGUCGCUUACAUCGCCUUCCACGCUGCUCGUAAGCCUAACAGCAUUGUCAAAGGCACCCUUUCCGCGUCAACAGUCAGAGGCGGUUGGUCUCCCUUUGAUGGCCCCGAUGGAACGGCCUUGCUAGGACAAAUCGACUUGGCCUUCCUCUCUGUCUACGCGGUUGGGAUGUUUGUAGCCGGUCACUUGGGAGACCGUUUGGAUCUCAGGACGUUUCUAACCAUCGGUAUGAUAGGCACCGGCCUCUUCACAGCUCUCUUUGGAGUCGCCUUCUGGGCCAACUUCCACAGCUUCUACUACUUCUUGGCGGUUCAGGUUCUGGCUGGGUGGUUUCAGUCCAUUGGCUGGCCUUGUGUUGUAGCCGUGCUCGGGAACUGGUUUGACAAGAAGAGAAGAGGGAUGAUUAUGGGUGUUUGGAGUGCUCACACUUCACUAGGUAACAUCACAGGCUCUCUACUCGCAUCAGGUCUGCUUAGGUUUGGGUGGGGCUGGUCGUUUCUUGGACCAGCUUUGCUCAUAACGUUCCUCGGUCUUGUUGUAUACUUUUUCUUGCCGGUGAACCCUCCGACCGUUGGUGCUGAGAGAGAUGGCACUGAAGUUGACUCCACCAUGAGGCUUGGUGACACCAUUACAGAGAGCUUCUUGGGGUCUAGAAUGAGUACCGGAUUCGAUAGAAAAGCAAUAGGGUUCAUGGCUGCGUGGAAGAUCCCUGGUGUUGCUCCUUUCGCCUUCUGCCUCUUCUUCACCAAGUUGGUCUCUUACACUUUCCUCUACUGGCUUCCUUUCUAUGUCAGCCACAACAUGAUUGGAGGAGAGUACCUGUCCGAAGAGACAUCAGGAAACUUGUCAACACUCUUCGACGUUGGAGGCGUGGUGGGAGGAGUCUUAGCCGGAUACAUCUCUGACCAGCUCGACGGCAGAGCCAUCACAGCUGCAGGAUUCAUCUACCUAGCCAUCCCAGCCCUCUUCCUAUACAGAAUCUACGGACACAUCUCAUUGACAAUCAAUAUCAUCCUCAUGUUCACGUCAGGAGUCUUUGUCAACGGACCUUUUGCUCUCAUCACAACAGCUGUCUCAGCCGAUCUCGGCACGCACAAGUCUCUCAAAGGCAAUGCGAGAGCCUUGGCUACGGUCACAGCUAUCAUAGACGGUACAGGAUCAGUUGGUGCUGCGAUUGGACCGGUUUUAACCGGUUACAUCUCAGCGAUUAGCUGGGACGCGGUGUUUUACAUGCUGAUGACUGCUGCUUUGAUAUCUGGUUUGUUGCUCACUAAGCUUAUUAUAACGGAAGUGAAAGCUAUGUUGUAUGGAUCAUCUGAUGAAGGUGAAGCAGCUACGUCAUCGUCGCCAGCGACCAGAGCUCCCAUUGAUGUUCUCCUCUAAGUUUUUUUUUUUGUUGAUUUUUCCUCUGUUUCUUUGAUAAUUUCAUUUAUGUUUUUUUUUUGUUUCUUAUUUUCUUUGAUCAAUGUCUAAAGUUUUAACCUUUGAAUGAGAAUAAAAGUUACGUUCGCUUUAACCAAGAAGGAAUUUAAGAAUGAAUAACUUUAAAACCAAAUAAUAAAAGAAGGAUCUUUACAUGCAAGUAAACCGAUGAUCAAAACAGCUGAAAAUUGAAGCAAUAUUAUAUGGGUGUGGGAUAUGUCAAACGUCGUCACUACGUUCGGGUUUGCGAUAUCUCUUUUCAAGUUCCUUGACCAUUGAGACGGCGCAGUGGGCAAGCUUGUUGAUGUUAGGAACCUUGUAGUUCUGAGCGAUGUAGAUCCCGCACGCUGUUCCCGUUAGGAAAGAGAAGCUUCUCUUCAUUAUCCCCAUAUCUCCUUCUUUCUCUGGAGAGGGAAGGGUUUCUCGGUCUCCGGCGUGAACUUAGAUCGGAAGAAAAACUGAAUCGGCGAGAUUGAUUGAAGAUUUAAAAAGAGCAAAGAAGUUGAGAAUUCUGGAAAGUCGAAGAACCGACUACAAGAUCAACUAAUGGGCCUGAUGGGUACUUGGCCCAAGCAUUGUUUAAACUUACAUUGGCUCGCGCUGGUUAUAAACCUUGACGCCAACACAAAUAAAAAGUGUAAAUGUGUGUAACAAUAAGUAAAAGGGGGGGGGGAUAUGAGCUCCCUUGAGCUUAUCUACGUAAGCAUAAAAAAAUCUACCAAUCACAUGCUCUUAUUUUGCCACUUCACAUUCUGUUUGUCGACAUUGGUCAAACUUUUUGGGCUUUUCAAAUUGGUUUGUGACUCAUUUAAAACCUAUGUUAAGCCUUCUUCGUCAGUCGUGUCCUGAUGAAAAAGAUACACCUACGUUUUCAUCUUCCUCAAUCGUCUCAGACGAUUCCCCUACAUAGACAUCAUUUCCACAUUUCCAAAUUUCCGGUAACUACGUCGGCAACAGUAUUCAGACCAAUAAAAUACUCUCAAAACCCACGUCACCAAUCAAGCUUCCUGACUUAUUUUCUUCUCCUCAUACUAAACGUUUCUACAAACGAUGGUCUUCUCAUCUCCCACACCUUCCUCCAUCUCUCAUAAAUAUAUAUUGAUUCAGUCCGCAAUCUCACUAACUAUAGAUCGAUUCGAUUGUUUGGUUCAAUUUCGUCACCUCCAACUUCUGUACGAAAUACAAUUUUCCAGUUUUAAAACACAAUUCAACUCAGGAGCAAUCCGGGUAUCAUUGGUUCUUAAACGAUGACCAAAUCAGAACCGGAGUUGAACGCAAGAGAUCUUUUGCGUCAGGUAUGGCUUUGAAGACGACAGUGCCUGCGAACGCAACGGCUGCCCAAACUCGGAAGAAGUAAGUGUCAAAUAUUUUGAACUUUUAAUUCGACGUCUGAAAGAGUGACAUUAGACAGGUUUCUUUCGAGUUCCCGCAUUCCUGAUUUUUGUAAAACUGGUGAGAUGUUUUUCAAUUGAUCAUCUGAGGUAUGGAUAUACAAACAUGAUGCUAAAGAAAAGGCAUAAAAUGUCUCUAAAUUCAAGAAAUUUUAAAUAUGCAUACCCACUUUACCUUAUGAGCACAUGUAUCUUAAUUUCUGUGGUACAUAUAUUUCUACUCUGUUCCACUUACAUUAUGGUUUCAAACUUCAACUGAGUGUACCAUAUCUCAAAUCCGUUUUGAAAUCGAUGGUAUCUAUAGUUUAGGUAAAUCUACAAUUUCUUUCCAGGUUUCAUGUCCAUCUUACUUUUGAUAUGGGUUUAGAAUGUAUUUGUACAACUUAACUUUAGGAUAUGCUCUAUAUUUAGAUUUUUGAAUUGCAGGCCUAUAUGUUGGUGACGAAGGACCUAAAGGCACUGAGAUAGUACAACUUUAUCGUGAGUAUGGACACUAGAGUGAUGCAGAUGAAAGAAACUCCUCAGAUAUUGAUUUCUUUGAAUAUACUGAGGCUGUUUAAGUUACAUGGGAUCCAAAUGUGUCGGCUGGCCAGGUUAUUUAUCUAUUUAGUGUCUUUUAGACCUAAAUUUCUCUUUGUUCUCCGUAGAAAUCCAAUAUGUAGCCCAAGUAAAUUUUUUUGCCUUCCCUUCUCCACAGAUUUCUUUUUUUUUUUCUCUUAACAAAAAAGCUAACGUCGACCUUCAUGUUAGUAUAACUUUUUCUCCACUUUAAUUCCUCAAAACUCUCUUUAUUUCAAUCAGUAACCCUCCAAUGGCGACGGCCCUUUCAAUUCUCCCAUCUCCACCAUCUAUAUAUGACUCGCCUCAUUUAGACAGAACCCCUAUCAUGAACCACUCGAUUCUUCUUUUAUUAAUCAGGUGUUGGCUUACGCACACCAGUCUUACAAAAGAAGUGAUCAAAUAACUUACUACUCAAGUAAUUUCAAAGGAAAAAGAAAAAUAGGCCCCGCAAGUUUACUCUGAAGCUGACACACUGAGGAACCUAAAAUCAAGACUUGCAAAGGGACUGAUAAUCAAGUGCAGUAAAUGCAAUCUGAAAGGGGAUGCCUUUGUCUGCUAUAUCAGGUCUUGCCGGUAGGAUUAUGUAUGUUUUACCACAUUCUUUUCAUUCGCAUCUAAAUAUAUAAUUAAAAAUUACUUACCACAGUUCUAAUUCUAAUGUGAAACUAUUAUUUUUGGGUCCUUACAAGAAGAUUUUCUUCUACUUUAUCUGGACAUAUAGACAUUGCGCAUCAAGAGCUGAGCCCUUACCAAAAUUGUAUCAAAGCUGUUUUCCCCAUCAUAUUUUGAUAUAAGAUUUACAGUAUGGCUGUAUCAUUACUUUUUUUCAGAAUUCCUGCUGAGUUUUGUUCAUUGGAUAGUACAAAAUAUCUUUUUCUCUGUGGAUAUGCACUAUCACAGAAUGAGAAGGUUAGUAUUUAGUAAUAAACAUCUCUUCUUACCACAAGACAACCAAGAAACCCCAUCCUAUGUGGAUAUAUCAUACCUACUUUGCUUCAAAAAAACUUAUCUUCGCAUUUCAUUGCUUUCCCCCAUUGCCUGAUGGAAUAAUCCAUAUCAAGGUACUGGAACCCAAGUGUUACACAUGUGCUUGCUUCUAAGGAUGUGAAAGGAGCGUGUACAAGAACUGUGAAUGUUAUUAUGGAUAUUCUCAAUGGAAAAGGGAUUAUCAAUGCAUACUGUAAGUUAGAUUGGUCACUCAAGAUUUCAAAUGCUCUUUACUUUUGCCAGUAAUAAAUCUUUGCCUUUACAUGGAUAAACUUUAACUCUUUCCAAGGAUGAAAGCAAGUCUC